Closterium sp. NIES-67 is the source of this 1728-nucleotide messenger RNA. The record is from the annotation of a GenBank genome assembly. Lineage: Eukaryota; Viridiplantae; Streptophyta; Zygnematophyceae; Desmidiales; Closteriaceae.
UUGUUGGGCUGAUAAAAGCCCUUAGGAUCUUUCCAGAGACUAAGUCCCAGUUGUAAAAUGAGACUUGAGUAGUGCAGCGGAAGUUGAGGCAGAGUCGCUACACUAGGAGUCAGGCACGAAAAGCUGACACCUACCCGGAAUCAUCCUGUAUAUCCACGAGCUAUGCGCUACACGACGAUGCUCGCUCGUGCUUUCACGUCUCCCGAUACUCUCAUUCAUUCCUCCCCACGCGCCUCCUCCGCACGGCGUUGCGCCGCCAGCGGCAACGCGGCAGCCGCGUUAUUACAGUACCGGUACCUGACCCCCCUUACGUGACCACCUCUCACCUGACCGCCGCAAACCUGACCGCCCAUACUGACCGCCCCAUCAUGGCUGACCGGCCGCCGCAGCUAGCGACGUCCGGAGGCAACGGUGCAGCGUCUGUGGGCGGCGAUAAGGGGCUCAUUCCGCGGUCGAACAAGGAGUACCUCAAUAUCGAGUACUGGGACAAGCGGUUUGCAGUGGAGGAGUCGUUUGAGUGGUGCGGCGACUACUCGCAGUUCAAGCACCUGCUGCUCCGCCACAUCCAACCCUGCGAUAGGGUGCUAAUCCUGGGCAACGGCACGUCGGACCUGCCGGAGUGUCUGUGGCGGGACGGCAGGCGCCACAUCACGGCCACCGACCUCUCGGCACUCGUUGUCCACCGCAUGGCCAUGAGGAGCAUGGUCAACGGCUCCGCUGCUUGCACUGCUGCUGCACCACCUGCUGCUGAUGAUGAUGACCAUGAUGAUGAUGCUGGGCCUGAUUGCUCAGGCGCACGCUGUGAGAAAGCAGGGUGCGCACCGAGUCGAGAGGCCUGUGCGGACACACAACCUCCACCGCAGCAACCACAGCCGCCGCAGCAGCAACAGCAGCAGUCUUCCUCACCCCCCGCCGCCCCUGCAGGCAGCGGCGAUGCCCCUGCGAUAGCGGGAGGCAGAGAGGGGGGGUCGCAGUGUGCAUGUGCGGGCCAUGGAGGCAACUGCAGUGCUGCUGCUGACAGCAGCAGCGGGGAUGGGCCAUGCUGUGAUAAUGGCACCAGCAGCAGCAGCAGCAGCAGCAGCAGCGGCGGCGGCGGCAGCACGGUGUGUGAGUGCGGCGGGGCAGCGGGCAUCACGUGGGCGGUGGCGGACAUGAUGGCUCUGCCCUUCCCCGAUGGCCACUUCGACGUCGUGCUCGAGAAGGGCGUGCUGGACGUGCUAUUUGUGGACAGCGAGUCGCCCUGGCACGUGCCGCCUGCCAUUGUGCGCCGUGUGCGCACCGCCCUCACCGAGGCGCACCGCGUGCUCACCCCGCACGGCCGCCUGCUCUCCAUCACCUUCGGCCAGCCUCACUUCCGUCGACCCCUCUAUGAGGCCCCUCAUCUCACAUGGACCCUGCAGCACACCACGUUUGGCGAUUCCUUCCACUACUUCCUGCUCCACCUCGCCAAGGGAACGCGCACGCCCACAGUCACAGACACUCCUGCUGCUCCUGCGGCUGAUGCAGCUGCUGCUGCUGCUGAGGAAGAGUCGGGCCUAGUGAUAACCUUGGAGCAGUCCUCCUCACAUGCCGUGCCAUUAGAGGACCUAGAGCACCAGUACAUGGACUCUGAUGACUUCUUCGCCCACUGCUCUCUCGGAUUGGAUUAGUGCUGCUGUGCUGCCUGUGCUGAUAGAAGGGCACUCUACAAGCUUGCAUUCAUAUCAAUUUUGCUUAAUUUAUGUGCAA